Bacillus rossius redtenbacheri is the source of this 2942-nucleotide messenger RNA. RefSeq lists its product as uncharacterized. The record is from RefSeq and is a predicted model, not a curated record. Lineage: Eukaryota; Metazoa; Arthropoda; Insecta; Phasmatodea; Bacillidae. The transcript has 2 exons. Bases 350 to 811 code for a protein of 153 amino acids.
UGAAAAUUUUUAUCAAAUGAUACAGGAAUAUGUCUGUGCUGAAAUCUGAAAUGACAGGAUAGUUAUGAUGUGUAGAUUUUACUUAAGUUGUUAUCUUGAGAAUUAUAAUUAUACAUUUUACACAAUCUCUUAACCUAUUGGCUAAUUGAGAUUAAAAAAAUUAAUCUUAACACAGUAAGCUUGAACUAAAAGAACUAUACGGGCUCUUUUGUCUACAAAUGUUUUUACAAUGCCCUCAAAAAUACAGCUUUGAAACUAACUUGUGCUCUAUUGAUAUGAUGCUCAGGUUGAUUAGUUGUUGACCUGUUAAGUUUCUAAGGUAAAUUUUUAUGACUUACAGUUUUCUAAAAUGCCUUUCAUUACAGCGACUGAGACUGGUAUUGUGAAGAAAAAUUCUCGGUGCCAUCAUGUUGGGUGCGUGCCCCGAGCCUCGAGGCAACAGAAACAACACACAUCGUGUCGAGUGAGACCGCACCAGGAGCCAGCUGCCUCCCCCCAGUCGUGGCUGUUAUCGCGCCGAGGGGGGAAGGAAGGGGGGCCGCGGCGGUAUAAAUACCCGUCGGGACGCCGAAGACGCCGCAGGGAGAGCAUGGACGCCGACGGCCCGUGCAACGCGACGGGCGGCGCGUGCGGCGACGGGCUGAACGCGACGGGGCGGGUCGCCAGGGGCGCGCUGCCGUCGCGCCUGCACGAGUUCCAGAUCGUGAAGGCGGCCGUGCUGGCCGUCGUGACGCUCGUGAUCCUGGUGUCCGUGUCCAAGAUGGUGUUCCAACUGUUCGUGCGGUACGCCGUGCGCUCCGGCGACAAGUGACGCCGGCGGCGGUCGCCCCGCGCGCGGCGGCGCAGCUCCGCCUCGUCGUCGUCGGCGAGGUCCAAGAUGUGGUGAGGUCGCGCCGCCUCCUGGGCCGACGGCGACCCAGCCGGAGAACAUGACCCCCCACCCAUCCACAAUCCCUGAAGAGACUUUCAGUGACGACUGUGACGGUGACGCCCACCAACAAAAUCCCUGAAGAGUUGUCCGUGGACAAAGACACCAUCCACAAUCCCUGAAGAGAGUUUCAGUGACAAUUGUGACAAGUGACACCCACCAAUCCAAAAACCUGGCAGAUAUUAUGUUCGGUGACAAUCCCUGAAGAGUUGUGCGUGGACAACGGUACAUAGCGACACCAACCAAAAAUCACUGAAGAGAGGUUCAGUGAUAAAUGUGACAAGUGACAACCACCAAUCCAAAAACCUGGGGCAGAUAUGUUCAGUGACAAUCCCUCUGAAGAGUUGUGCGUGGACAAUGGUGUGACAGCGACGCCAACCACCAAUCAUUGUAAAGAGGUUUAGUGAUAAUUGUGACAAGUGACACCACCCACCGACCCCUGGCAGGAAAGUUCGGCGACAGUGGACAGUAAGUGCUCCUGGGCCGUACUGCUGGUGGUACCUGCCGCUGUCCUCCCAGGAAGAAUGGCGCCGAGGGGGCAUGUCACGCAACAGCCGGCCAAGCCCCGGCGAGGACGGCGAUGGAGGUCCACGCGUCCAGAAGCUGUGGCCAGUGACCGCUCCCCGGGAAAGGCGACAGUGGCACCGCCCAUCUACUGUGGACCACUUUACCGCCCAUCUACUGUGGACCACUUUACCGCCCACCCGUCCAUCUACUGUGGACCACUGUGCCAGUUAAGCAAGGCUGCAGGGCCCCGCGCCGGCCCAUGUCAAUUUUUAUUUUCCUUCUUGGUCUGGCGUCCUGAUAAAAAAAAUGUGGACAUUGCGGGAAAAAGGAAAAAUUAAAUUGUUACGUAUUUUAAACUACUGACCAAUACCUAUUUCACUGAUCGAAAAAUCAUUUAUAAAGCUAACCGGAGGUUAAUUUUUCAAGGAAUACCUACUGUAAAACAAAUUUCUUAAAAAGAAACUGGCCAAACCAUUUUUGGAAAUUGAAGUUCCAGAUUCGCUUGAAAAAUUUAUUGAGGAGUUGUUUAUUUGCCGUUUUUUUUUUCCGUACAAAGGCCUGAGGGUCAAACCACACCCUCCUGGUCCUAUAAAAGGCGCCUUUUCACAAAGUUAAGCCCCUCGUAAAAAUUAAAUGGCGCAGGGUCCCCCGCAAAGUGUGGGGUCGCCACUGGCUAUAGGGGUUUAAUCAGCCGCAAUGCCAGAUUCGUAGCACCCAAGGCCGGUGCCCUGGGGGGAGGGGGGGGGGUGAAUUUGGUGGUUUCGGGAGUUGUUAGUUGCUUGUCUCUAGGGUCCAGACAGUCCCCGAAUAUUACGAAGAAAAUUACUAAAGUCAAUACAGUAUUGGUAAACUUGUUUCACGGACUCGUUAAUAAGUAAUUAAUCUAUAAAUAUUUUUACUCACAUUUUCUGAACAAAGAAAUGUUACAAAUGUAAUUUUUCAAUAGGUUGAGAAGUCAGCAUCUCUCGUUUUUAUAACACACCAUCACUUCUCCCCCCUCCCUCCCACCACAUGCUUCCCCACCCUCAAAGCCAAUAAUUCUAGAUAUUCACCCGGAAAUGUAACUGGUUCGGCUCAGGAAACGGUCAAUGUCUCAAGUCUUUCGUAUUUUUUUAUGGACCAGAAACAUAAAUCCUUAUCAUGAUUUUUUUAAGUGUUCGCUUUUUUGGAGUUAUCUGGCAAAUUCGUCGAUAAAAUGAAAAUAUCACCGACUACUUAAUUGAAAGUGCAAUCUGAAUACGUAAAGUAAUUGAAAAUGCAGUUCUUCGAACUCUUGUGUUUAAUAAAAUGUAUUGUUAUUUCAGCAAGUGAUUGCAAGAGUGACUGAAACCUUUACCAAACAACUACAGGUGACGGCAUUUGACUUGUGCUUACAGUAAUACGAUUAUCCAGGAAAGCUAUUCUGUUCUUCCGUGAUUGAAUAUCAUGUUAAGUCGUAUCAAAUAUGUUAUGCAUUUACUAGUGUUUUGUAUGGGUAUUUAUAUCAUUAAAGACGUUAUACCUGUAA